AUGGCUGAACAAACUGAGAAGGCUUUUUUGAAGCAACCAAAAGUGUUUCUAUGCUCUAAGAAAGGUGGGAAGGGAAAGAGGCCAGGGAAAGGUGGGAAUCGCUUUUGGAAGUCCAUUGGGCUUGGAUUCAAGACUCCCAGAGAUGCCAUUGAAGGAACCUUUAUUGACAAGAAGUGCCCCUUCACUGGCAAUGUUUCCAUUCGGGGUCGUAUCCUAGCUGGUACCUGUCACAGUGCUAAGAUGACAAGAACCAUUAUUGUUAGAAGGAAUUAUCUUCAUUUUAUUAAGAAAUACCAGAGAUAUGAAAAAAGGCAUUCAAAUAUUCCUGCACAUAUAUCCCCUUGUUUCCGUGUUAAAGAAGGAGAUCAUGUUAUUAUUGGUCAAUGCAGGCCACUUUCGAAAACAGUGAGGUUUAAUGUCCUGAAAGUGAUUCCAGCAGGAUCCUCCAGUGGUGCAAAGAAGGCAUUUACUGGAAUGUGA
Messenger RNA from Sphenostylis stenocarpa, 480 nucleotides. The record is from the annotation of a GenBank genome assembly. Lineage: Eukaryota; Viridiplantae; Streptophyta; Magnoliopsida; Fabales; Fabaceae.